This is a messenger RNA of Trypanosoma rangeli, 618 nucleotides long. RefSeq lists its product as uncharacterized. The coding region runs from base 1 to 618 and encodes 205 amino acids. The transcript has a single exon. The record is from RefSeq and is a predicted model, not a curated record. NCBI's taxonomy places the organism in Eukaryota, Euglenozoa, Kinetoplastea, Trypanosomatida, Trypanosomatidae.
AUGAUGGACUGUACGGCGGAAGACGACAGUCCACUGCACAAGCUGGCGAACGGCAAAGCCGUCGCUUCCGCUGGAACUGGUGGCGAUCCACUUGGGAAGUCGGGCGAGUGUGAGUUAAAAGCUUCCGAUAAAUUAGCGGUGGGAGAGAGGCCUGGAUCCCAAAUUUCUGGAGGCCAACCGUCGCCAUCACAAAAAGCAACGUCAUCUUCGGCAGGAACUCCGCAGGACGGUGCUUCGGCCAGCGGCAGUGCGGGUGCUGGAGUCUUUGCUGCUUCUGCUGGGCAGCCAGGCAGUACCGGAUCCACGGGGAGUCAGGAAACAUUAACAUCAUCGGCUGACGGUGCGGAUCCACCAAAAGCCGUAGCAGACAGCGGGACACAUGCACACGGUGCGGCGCAUGCACCUUCGGCCUCCGCGCAACCAUCCGGCACGUCCACUUCCGACACUCUCGCCGGCGGCGAUGGUGAAAGCGCCACUACAACCACGACCGCCAGCAGCCCCAGUGGUGGGAAACAUGCAAAGGGCAACGCGGACGGCUGCGGCACGCCCACUGUGUGGGCGCGUGGCACACUGCUGCUGCUGCUGACGGCUGCUGUUGUCUGUGCUGCUGGGGAUUGA